AAUAUUACUUUAUAUAAUUUUAUUAUAUUUGUUCCUUUUAAACUAAGUUUGAAAUUUAAAAAAUAUGAUUAUUAUAUCUAUUUUGACAAUUUUACUAUUUAAUUUUUUAUUGGUGAAAUCUGAAAACAAACAACGACAUUGCAAUUUUUCUAGAUACAUGUUGAAUUAUUUUAAACAUAAUGAACAGUAUUUGUUAUAUUUGGAUAAAAAUUCAGAAAAAGUAACCGAAGAAGAUUUAAAUGAAUACGACAAAGCUGUUCAAUCCCAUGGUAAUAUUGUAAUAUUCAUGAUUCAAGAACUUUAUUAUUAUCACAACGACUAUUAUCCAUCAGACUUGAUGACGGUAAAUAUGUAUUUAAACAAUAUUUCUGGAUCAAUAAUUGUAAUUUAUAAAGAAGACGCAGUUAAUGAUAUCAAAAAUAAUAAAGUGUUUCUCAGUUUAGAAGGUUUAAAAUUACUUAAUCAUACUAUGAUAAAAUGUUUAGACAAUUAUAUAAAGUCAAAUUGUACUGAAGAACCAAUUAUGUUAUUUGUCGAAUAUCCUAUCAAAUUAUUACCAUCUCAUAUAUUAAAUAUUGACCAGUUAAGUAGGGCUACAGAAUAUCUCAGAGAAAAAUUAAUGACAGAAAUAAAUUUUGAAAAAAUUAAUAAUCAAGACCAACAAUUGUUCCACCCAAAAAAUAUAUUAUUUUAUAAUUUAAUGACGAAUGACUCAGAAGAAAAUCUAACAAUUGGUACUAAAUCAAAACGGCGUCAAAAUCUUGAUUAUGAUAAACCAAAAGAAGUUUUAGAUCUCCUAAGAUUUGCUCCACUUAAUAUAAAGUGCGCUGACGAAACUCACCUAACUCUACUAGAUUUUUUUCGUUUCGCAGAGUAUCAAUUUUUUUUCUGUGAUAUAAAAACUUUCCAUAAAAUAUUACGUGGAGCUAUAUUUUAUCCUGUUGGAGUACUUAUAGCGGAUUACACGCAUUUUGUAAACGCGUUUCGCAAUUGUAAAGUACUUAAAAAGGAUAACAAAAUUGUUCAAGAUAGUUUAGUUACCUUAGGAAAGAAGAUAGCACUCAUCCUUCAAACAUUUAUUAACCUUAAAAUAUACGAUGUGGAAAGAUUUGAUUUUUUUAAAAUAAUAUCUAGCAGAUUACACUUGAUUCUAAAUUGGGUAAAAGGUAUACCACUUCGAAAUGAAGAUUUACCAGAGAUGAUGUUAAAAGAAAUAAAAAAUUUCAUGUUAAAACACAAAUUAAAAUUCAAUUUAGAAUAUGAGAAUAUUUUUUCUGAAAAAAUUUUUGUUAAUAUACUUAACAUAAUAUUAGGAAAAACGAAUCUAGUUGAAUCUUAUAUUCAGGAAAUAAAAAAUCAUGUAAAUUCAUUAUAUUCAGUUUAUAAUUUAAAACUUUUUGGCAGAAUUUCUGUUAAAAAUUAUAAGCACUUUUUAAUGCCAGAUAUAAUUGACAAUAUAUGUAAAGAAAAUUUAUUUGUUGAAGAUAGAAAUACAAGUGAUAAUUUCAACGAUCUCAAUAACAGUAGUGAAUUGAAUAUUAAUGAUAUCGGAAAUAAUGAUGGUUUGGAUGAAUUCAAAAUUACAAAUUAUGAAAAUAUCAAACACCCUAUUUUCAUAAGAAAAAAGAAUAAAAGUUUGAUAGUAUCAAUUGAAAUGAAGGAUUUCCCAAAACACAUGGUGGAUUAUUUUAUUUGUACAAAAUAGAAAAUUAUAUUUUUGUAUUAAUAAACAGACUAGUAUAAAUUUAAACAUUUAAA
Molecule: messenger RNA, 1758 nt
Organism: Daktulosphaira vitifoliae (grape phylloxera)
Lineage: Eukaryota; Metazoa; Arthropoda; Insecta; Hemiptera; Phylloxeridae
Exons: 3
Coding region: 65-1705 (546 amino acids)
Source: RefSeq, a predicted model, not a curated record